Messenger RNA from Struthio camelus australis, 3760 nucleotides. The record is from RefSeq and is a predicted model, not a curated record. NCBI's taxonomy places the organism in Eukaryota, Metazoa, Chordata, Aves, Struthioniformes, Struthionidae.
AUGGCCAUAGUUGCUCUCGAGCAGCUGCUCACAGAACUUGAAGAUUUUCUGAGGAUACUGGACAAGGAGAACUUGAGCAGCACGGCUGUUGUGAAAAAGAGUUUCCUGUCUGACCUUCUGCGGGUGUACACCAAGUCCAGCGGUGGUGAUGAGGAAUAUAUUUACAUGAACAAAGUGACCAUCAAUAAGCAGCAGGGUGACCAAGAGAAACAAGACAAAGCGCUGGAUCGGAGAGACUCCUUGACCAAUGGAGACUUAGGAUUGCAUUCAUCCCCCCCUCAGAAGAGCCUGCCAGACCUCCCCCCUCCAAAGAUUCCUGAAAUAAAACAGCCUUUGGUCCCCAAGAUCGAAUCCCCAGAAGGGUAUUAUGAAGAGGCUGAGCCAUAUGACGUCUCUGUAAAUGAAGAUGGUGAAGCUGUUAGUAGCUCAUAUGAAUCUUAUGAUGAAGAAGAGAGCGGCAAAGGCAAGUCAGCAACCCAUCAGUGGCCAUCCACUGAAGCUACCAUUGAGCUGAUGAAGGACGCCCGCAUCUGUGCAUUCCUGUGGAGAAAAAAGUGGCUGGGACAAUGGGCAAAACAGCUGUGUGUUAUCAAGGACACCAGGUUGCUGUGCUACAAGAGCUCCAAAGACCACAGCCCUCAGCUCGAUGUGAACUUGCUGGGCUGCACUGUCAUUCACAAGGAAAAGCAAGUGAGGAAGAAAGAGCACAAGCUGAAGAUCAUCCCCAUGAAUGCUGACGUCAUUGUACUGGGGCUGCAGAGUAAAGACCAGGCAGAGCAGUGGCUCAGGGUAAUCCAGGAGACCAGUGGCCUCCAGUCUGAAGGAGGCAGUGAAGGCAACCAGUACAUUCCAGAUUCGCAGCGUCUUAGUUACCCAAAGGUAGAGCUAUCCGAGAGAUAUUCUGCAGCCUCAGAGAGUGGGAGCAGCACAGAUGGCCACCCAGAGAUGACUGAAGCAAAAGAUGUUAAGAAGAAAGGCACAACUGGCCUAAAACUAAGCAACCUGAUGAACCUUGGGAGGAAGAAAUCCAGCUCCAUGGACAGCCCAGAGAGAUCUCUGGAGACUUCAAGUUACCUGAAUGUGCUAGUGAACAGUCAGUGGAAGUCCCGCUGGUGUCAGAUAAAAGAUGGUCACCUCCAUUUCUACCAGGAUAAGAACCGAAGUAAAGUGGCUCAGCAGCCCCUGAGUUUGGCGGGUUGUGAAAUUAUCCCAGAGCCGAGCCCUGAUCAUCUCUAUUCCUUCCGUAUCCUGCACAGCGGAGAAGAACGGGUCACUCUGGAGGCCAAGUCCUCAGAGGAAAUGGGCCAUUGGCUGGGCCUUCUCUUAUCGGAGUCAGGUUCAAAAACCGAUCCAGAGGAAUUUACCUAUGAUUAUGUGGACGCCGAUAGGGUUUCCUGCAUUGUAAGCGCUGCGAAGAAUUCCUUCUUCUUAAUGCAGAGGAAGUACUCUGAGCCCAACACCUAUAUCGACAACCUGCCGAAAGGGGAGGAACUCUAUGAUGAUGUGGAUCUGCCAGAUGUGCCUGUGGAAGAAGUAUCCAAGAGUGAAAACAAAUUUGAAGGGGACGAUGACAGAGUGUAUCUGGAUCUCACCCCAGUGAAAUCAUUCCUACACUGUGCUGGCAAGAAGUCAUGCCAGCCUUCGCCUCUAAGUUCUCCAUCUUUGGAAAGGGCUGACAACAAGGGCUCAGCAGAUCCUGUAACUGAAACAGCUCUUGUAACUAAGGAAGCUGAACCCUCUAGAAAGACAGUGGAAACCUCAGAGCAGAAAUACCCAGAGAAGCUGGAGCCUGAAGAGCUGCCACCAAGGACAUCCACCAUCAAAAUCCAGACCCAGCAGCAGAAGAUUGCCUUUCCGCAGACAGCCCCUGAGAUCACCGCCUGCACCACAGUGGUGGGCAGCCCACAGCUGAUGCCUGCACACAGGGAUAGGCUGGAGCGACCCAAGCUGGCGCUGCCCACAGCAGCAGUGGAAACCAAGCUAGGCAAGAACAGGACAGAGGCUGAGGUGAAGCGAUUUACAGAGGAGAAGGAGCGGCUGGAGAAAGAGAAGGAUGAAAUCCGGGCUCAGCUCACCCAGCUGCGGAAGGAGAGGCGGGAGCUGAAGGAAGUGUUAGCUGGUUGCACAGAUAAGAGCCUUGAGCAGAGGCUGAAGGAGAUAGAAGAAGAGUGUAAAAAGAAGGAGAGCAGGAGGGUCGACUUGGAGCUGAGCCUGGUGGAAGUGAAGGAGAACCUGAAGAAAGCAGAGUCUGGCCCUGUGACGCUGGGCACUGCUGUGGACACCACACACCUGGAGAACACAGCCCCCAAGAUUCAGGCAAAAACCACCAGUCCGGCAAAUAGUGCAGAGAACUCGCCAGUCAAUUCAGCGACAGCUUUAAAAAACAGGCCUUUAUCUGUCAUGGUAACAGGAAAGGGGACAGUUCUACAGAAAGCUAAGGAAUGGGAGAAAAAAGGAGCUAGUUAGAACUACAUUUUUCAACAGUGGACUAAAGACUGGAAUUGCCUAUGCAUAGACGAGAGAAUUCAAUCAUCUGGAGAUAGAGGUUGGGUGUGAAACACAGUCGCACACCUAGCACCUCCUCCACGUCAUGCCAACUGCUCAGAUGCAACAGUGGAGCUAACAGCUGCCGAUACAAAUGAUCAAUCAAGUGAUCUUUCUCUUCCCAGACAAGUCCCAUCAUGUAGCUAAAAGAAUAACAACCAGUGGCAAUCUUUGCAUCAAAUUUCUAACCCAGUUGAUGUAAACAAGAAUGUUACUGUACAUAGGGAUGUUUUGUGUAUUUCUACUCUGAAGAUUUAUCAAUGAGUUAUUAAGGUUUCUAUAUUAGUGACAGUAGUGGAUUCAGAACAGGCCUCUGCUAUUCUUUAUACCCCAGUGGUUUUCAAUCUGUCAUAGUAAAUUACAAUCAAAUAAAAUCUCACCUGUCUUGCUGCUGGUCAUUAUACAGCUGCAGAUGAUCCAGCCUUCAAUCAAGGGCAGGAAGGAGAGAAACCCAGACUGGAGCAAUGGUUGAAACACAAAUGAGAAGCACACAGCAACAUGUCCAGUGGGGAGACUCCUCUCAAUUAACAGUGGGGAACUAUAUGUACAGAUGAAGCAGGGAUUUGUGUUCAGUGACCACAUGCUUCAUACCAUGUGCUUAUUCCUACAAGGCUGCCAGCCUGCUGCAGGGUUUGAUUUGCCAGAAUAUCAAGGAAGAUCCUCGCUCACUUUCUUGCGCUGUAAGAUGAGUUACAGUCUGCUGGCACUUAAGAGCUCUGGAUAAAGGAAGAUCCAAACAGAUGCAGUUAAUUUUCUUGAAGAUACUCAGCUACUUCACCUGAGGAAUUUAUUCUGAAAAAUCACAUUUGAAGGCUUGUUAAUAAAUGGUCAAAGGCCUAGGCCUGCCCACCUUUCAGAUGAGGAAGCUGCAUCCCAAUAUACUCUUCUGGGCUAACUCUUUCCAAGGAGAGGAAAAAUAAAGCUGUCCCCAGGAUGCGAACACUGCUUUGCUGAUGCUGACCUCUGUUCCCCCGCAGAGCCCUGGCAGGGCAUGGCACUCUUUCAUGCACGCUAGCACACUGCUCUGUGCACCUGGAAGCCUCAAGGAUCCCAGUGUGAUUUCCUGUUGUCACAGGCACCAUCAGGAGGGCUCAUGGCCCUGUACAGUCUGCUGAACGCGUCCAGUGUGAAAGAGGCCCUCCGGAAGCAGCAGGCCGGCCAAGGGCUGGGCUCAGACGGGUGCAGGACCUGCUCUCCCCAGGGACUGGCAGGGGGG